AUGACGGACAAACAAGGAGGUCCUCUCCUCCACCUGGCAGGCCUCAAAUCAUCACAGCUCCCCUCUGCAACCGCCUCACCCGAGGAGCUGACCCCGUUCAUCACAGCGCUCCUGGAGGAGGCAGUGCCCUUUAUCGACACGGCGGCGCCCAGGGCCGCGGACUUCACGGACCCGGCGACGCCGGCCCCGCCGGCAUCAAACACGCUCUGGAAGUCCAAGGGGACCAAGAGCUUCCCCGAGUCCACCGCCAAGAUCGAUCUCAGCGAGCGGGUCGUCGGCGGCGGCGGAGCAGCGGGCAAGGGCGACCCGGAGACGUGGGCGUGCCGGCGCAGCGUGCACGCGGACGCGGCGUCCAAGGGCACGGCGAGCUGGGCCGAGUUUGCCGACUGCAUCCGCGACCGGCACGCCGAGACGGAGGACGCCUUCACGCCGACGGUGCUGGCGCACCGCGCCGCCGUCACGUGGGCCGGCGCCGCCCAGGUCCAGCCGGUGGAGGCGGGCGGCAUCUCGUGGGGCGGCUUCGGCCUGGCCCUGCUGGAGAUGAAACAUAAGAUCCCGCCGCCGCUCAAGCCGCGGGUGUUCCCUAUAGUGCAGCUCAUCGCGACGGCGCUGCCUGGUGGCGGCGCUGCCGAGGGUUCUAGGGACGAGUUUGUGGUCGUCUCGGUGACGGUGUCUGACCUUGCGACGGGGCAGAUGAAGGAUCAGGCUGCUUUGUCAGUAGAGAAGGGCGUCGUCAUCGGGGCGUAUGUCAGUGUGGAGAGGGUGAGGAGGUUACCUGGUCAAGGGGAUGACAAAGGGAAGAUUGAGUGGAUCAUGGCUACUGCGAGCGAUGCGAAGGGUGUCUUGCCUAUGUUCUUGCAGACCAAGGCCGUGCCAGGCCAGAUAGCGAAGGACGUUGGCAUGUUCUUGGGCUGGAUCGACAAAGAGAGGGAAAAGAAGGGUUAG
Diaporthe amygdali is the source of this 945-nucleotide messenger RNA. RefSeq lists its product as uncharacterized. The record is from RefSeq and is a predicted model, not a curated record. The transcript has a single exon. Bases 1 to 945 code for a protein of 314 amino acids. NCBI's taxonomy places the organism in Eukaryota, Fungi, Ascomycota, Sordariomycetes, Diaporthales, Diaporthaceae.